This is a messenger RNA of Plasmodium gallinaceum, 1632 nucleotides long. Its product is annotated as phenylalanine--tRNA ligase alpha subunit, putative. The coding region runs from base 1 to 1632 and encodes 543 amino acids. Gene Ontology annotation, cellular component: phenylalanine-tRNA ligase complex; cytoplasm; cytosol. The transcript has a single exon. Gene Ontology annotation, molecular function: tRNA binding; ATP binding; phenylalanine-tRNA ligase activity. Gene Ontology annotation, biological process: phenylalanyl-tRNA aminoacylation. The record is from RefSeq and is a predicted model, not a curated record. NCBI's taxonomy places the organism in Eukaryota, Apicomplexa, Aconoidasida, Haemosporida, Plasmodiidae.
AUGAAUAACAAUAUAUCUGAGGAAAAGAAAAAUGAAGAAUUAUGUAACUUUCUUCAUAUAUUAGAUGAAGAAUUUAAACUAUGUAAAGAAAAAGAAAGCAAUGAAAAAAAAGAACACUGUGAAUAUUAUAGUAACUUAAAAAAAGACAAAGGAAUUGAUGUUUUAUUAAAUGAAUAUACAACGUCAUUACACAUAAGUAAAAAGUAUAAAAUAGAUCAUAAUAAAGCAAUUGGUAUGAUUAAAAAGCUGGAAACUUUAUAUUACAUUAUCAACAACAUUAAAAAUUUCAAUACAUACCUAUUAACAGAGGAGGGAACUCAAUAUUUAAGAGAAGGAUCACCAGAAUAUGUUGUGUUAAGAUUUGUAUUAGAAAAAAAAAAGUGUGCAAUGGAGGAUUUAAAAAAAAUAUUUGGGAAAAGAGGUGACAUAGGAUUAAACAUUAAUUUAAAAAAUAAAAUGAUAGAACUAAACAAAAAUGAAAAAAGCUUAAGCUCAAGUAUGGAUAUAAAUAAAAUUGAGGAUAAGACACAAAUUUAUUUAGAAAUUAUAAAUAGAUAUGGAAAUGAUGAAGAUAUUCUUUUUGAUGAAUUAAAAAAAAAAAAUAUAGAAAAUAUAAAUAAUUUAAUUCAAGAUUUAAAAAAAAGAAAAUUAUUAGAAGUGAAAAAAAAUUCAUAUAGUUAUAUUAUAAAAACCAGUAAUUUCAGAAAAGAUAUAAAGAAGCAGAUAACUGAUUUAACUUAUUCUUUGUUAAAGAAUGAAGAAUAUCAAAAAUAUGAUAUAAAAAAAUAUAAUUUUUUUUCCAGUGGAAAGAAAAUAAAUAAAGGUAAUUUGCACCUUUUAACAAAGCAAAUGAGAACCUUUAAAGAAAUUUUUAUUUCUUUAGGAUUUGAAGAAAUGGAAACUAAUAAAUAUGUAGAAUCUUCUUUUUGGUGUUUUGAUGCUUUAUAUAUUCCUCAACAGCAUCCAAGUAGAGAUUUACAAGACACUUUUUUUAUAAAAGAACCAGAAACAUGUCAAAAUAAUUUUAUAGAUUCUGAAUAUAUUGAGAAUAUAAGAAGAGUGCACACACAUGGAGACUAUGGAAGUUUUGGAUGGAAUUAUAAUUGGAGAUUAGAUGAGAGUAAAAAAAAUGUCUUACGAACUCAUACAACAGCUAAUUCAUGUCGUGUUUUGUUUAAUUUAGCUAAGGAAUACAAAAAAAAAGGACGAAUUAUACCAAAAAAAUAUUUUAGUAUUGAUAAAGUAUUUAGAAAUGAAAAUCUUGAUAGUACUCACUUAGCUGAAUUUCAUCAAAUAGAAGGUCUUAUAAUUGAUAAAGAUUUAGGACUUGGCCAUUUAAUAGGAACAUUAUCAGCAUUUUAUAAAAAUAUAGGAAUACAUAAAUUAAAAUUUAAACCAACAUUUAAUCCUUAUACUGAACCAUCAAUGGAAAUAUAUGGUUAUCAUGAACAAAAUAAAAAAUGGCUAGAAGUUGGUAAUAGCGGAAUUUUUAGACCUGAAAUGUUAAGAUCUAUGGGAUUUUCUAAAGAAGUAUCUGUAAUUGCAUGGGGAUUAAGCUUAGAAAGACCUACAAUGAUUAAAUAUAAUAUUAAAAAUAUAAGAGAUUUAUUUGGAUAUAAAAGUGUUAUAUAA